AAAAUAUUGAAAAUCUUGUCCGAAACAGCGCACCCAUUCAUCAUACCGGCUUGCUGCCAGCUUCCCUGAAUCCAUUUUAAAAAGCAAAAUGCUGAUAAAUUAAUCAAAACUAUGUUAUCUUCUUCUUCUGCGGCCGGAUUAUAAAGAUCGUAGCAGAAAAAUUGCUAGCCUGGGUUGAGUUGAGUUGAGCUGUGCACCGGCGGUUGACGGCAGUCCGGCCGAAUUCACCGCCAGUUGGUAGUAGUUGCAGCAUUAGUUUUGGAGCAGUGUGUCUCAACUCGGAGAAGCAUUUCAUUCACAGCAUUGAAACGGUAUGGUGAAAGUAGGCUCAAAUGCUCGAUGAUGCAUUCAGCUUGACGCUGUAGUUAACCUUUCUGGCUCACCAACGCUGGGAUUGAAGAUCCACAAGUCGAACCUGAAAGUCUGAAACGAUGGCUCUUCGAUUCCUCUACUAAUCGUUGACUGGAUCUGGAUUUUUAAUUUUGGGUCCUCAGAAAUGGCAUCAAAACCAUUCAACCAAAGCAGGUCGUCACUCUCAAUAUCAUCAGAUGCUCAAGAUUCACAAAAUGGCAAGCCUCCACUGCCCCCUACAGUGACCUUUGAUCGAAGAACCUCAUCUGGGCGAUACGGGAAUUACUCUAGGGAUGAUCUUGACAGUGAACUUGGGAGUGAAUUUAUGAACUAUGUGGUACAUAUACCACCCACCCCCGAUAACCAACCUAUGAUUUCCCAGAAAGUUGAGGAGCAGUAUGUAUCAAAUUCACUUUUUACAGGAGGAUUUAACUCUGCCACUCGAGCACAUCUCAUGGAUAAGGUGAUUGAAUCAGAGUCAAACCAUCCUCAAAUGGCUGGUGCAAAAGGAUCAUCAUGUUCCAUACCAGGGUGCGACUCUAAAGUGAUGAGCGAUGAAAGGGGGAAUGAUAUCCUUCCUUGUGAAUGUGAUUUCAAAAUAUGUCGGGAUUGUUACGUUGAUUCUGUUAAAGCUGGUGAUGCAGUAUGUCCUGGUUGUAAAGAGUCAUAUAAGACCACUGACUUGGAAGAAAUGGCAGAAAGUAGAAGGCCACUCUCACUGCCAGCUCCUCCCGGGAUGUCAAGAAUGGAGAGAAGACUGUCCUUGAUGAAAUCAACAAAGUCAGUGCUAAUGAGGAGCCAGACUGGAGACUUUGAUCAAAACAGAUGGCUUUUUGAGACGAGGGGCACAUAUGGGUAUGGCAAUGCUAUAUGGCCAAAGGAAGCAGGGAUUGCAAAUGGGAAGGGUGAUUAUGUUGCCGAACCAUCAGAGUUAAUGAAUAAACCAUGGAGGCCUCUCACCCGGAAAUUGAAGAUUCCUGCUGCCAUUAUCAGUCCAUAUAGGCUUUUGGUUUUUGUUCGGAUGAUUGUUCUUGGGUUUUUCUUGACAUGGAGAGUCAAACAUCCCAACAAUGACGCAGUUUGGCUAUGGGGAAUGUCUGUGGUCUGUGAAAUUUGGUUUGCUUUCUCGUGGAUUCUUGAUAUACUGCCCAAGCUUUGCCCUAUUAAUCGUGCUACUGACCUUAAUGUUUUAAAAGACAAGUUCGAAUUGCCUACACCAAACAACCCUACUGGAAAAUCUGAUCUACCUGGCGUAGACAUAUUUGUCUCUACUGCAGACCCAGAAAAGGAACCCCCUCUUGUCACUGCAAACACUAUAUUGUCCAUUUUGGCUGCAGAUUACCCUGUUGAAAAGCUUGCUUGUUAUGUUUCUGAUGAUGGAGGGGCACUUUUGACUUUUGAAGCCAUGGCAGAAGCUGCAAGCUUUGCUAAUGUGUGGGUUCCCUUUUGCCGUAAACAUAAUAUUGAACCGAGGAACCCAGAAAGCUAUUUCAAUUUGAAAAAAGACCCAUAUAAGAACAAGGUGAAAACUGAUUUUGUAAAGGACCGGAGAAGGGUAAAGCGUGAGUAUGAUGAAUUUAAGGUCCGAAUCAAUGGCCUACCGGACUCUAUUAGACGUAGAUCCGAUGCUUAUCAUGCUAGGGAGGAGAUUAAAUCAAUGAAACAACAACAUAGAGAAAAGGCUGAAGAUGGUGAACCUAUGGAGAUUUUAAAGAUUCCAAAAGCUACAUGGAUGGCAGAUGGAACUCAUUGGCCCGGGACAUGGAUUAAUUCUGCACCUGAGCAAUCCAGGGGUGAUCAUGCUGGAAUAAUACAGGUGAUGUUGAAACCACCAAGUGAUGACCCAUUACACGGCUCAACAGACGAGGGUUUGAUUGACCUGACAGAUGUAGACAUUCGUCUCCCCAUGCUUGUUUACGUGUCUCGUGAAAAGCGGCCCGGGUAUGACCACAACAAGAAGGCAGGAGCCAUGAAUGCCCUUGUUCGAGCCUCUGCAAUCAUGUCAAACGGUCCCUUCAUUCUUAACCUGGAUUGUGACCAUUAUAUUUACAACUCCCAGGCUUUGAGGGAAGGAAUGUGUUUCAUGAUGGACAGAGGCGGUGACCGCCUCUGCUAUGUUCAGUUUCCUCAGAGGUUUGAGGGUAUCGAUCCAUCCGAUAGGUAUGCCAAUCGCAACACCGUAUUCUUUGACGGGAACAUGCGAGCCCUUGAUGGGCUUCAGGGGCCCGUUUACGUGGGUACUGGUUGCCUCUUCAGACGCAUUGCACUUUAUGGAUUUGACCCUCCCAGGUCCAAAGACCACCACACUGUUCUCUGUGGUUGCUGCUGUCCUGGCCGUAGCAAAAAAAAUGUGAAGCAUGCCAACUCAGAAGAGCAUCGGGCCCUCCGACUUGGUGGUGGCAGCGAUUCAGAUGAUGAAGAAAUGAAUCUCUCAUUGGCUCCCAGAGCUUUCGGGAACUCAGCUGUGCUAAUUGAUUCGAUUCCGGUUGCAGAGUUUCAGGGCCGCCCGUUAUCCGAUCAUCCAUCAGUUAAAAACGGAAGACCGCCUGGUGCUCUGACCAUUCCUCGGGACCUUCUAGAUGCAACUACUGUUGCCGAGGCAAUCAGUGUCAUCUCCUGCUGGUACGAGGAGAAGACCGAGUGGGGCCGGCGAGUGGGAUGGAUUUACGGGUCAGUUACAGAGGACGUCGUCACGGGAUAUAGGAUGCACAACAGGGGGUGGAAGUCAGUUUACUGUGUGACAAAACGAGAUGCCUUCCGUGGGACCGCCCCUAUAAACCUCACUGACAGGCUUCACCAGGUCCUUCGCUGGGCCACGGGUUCUGUUGAAAUAUUCUUCUCCCGGAACAAUGCCCUCCUGGCCAGCUCAAAAAUGAAGUUCUUACAGAGAAUCGCAUACCUCAAUGUAGGAAUCUACCCCUUCACAUCCAUAUUCCUAAUUGUGUAUUGCUUCCUUCCCGCGCUUUCCCUUUUCUCAGGGCAAUUCAUUGUCCAAACUUUAAACGUCACAUUCCUCACCUACCUCCUAACCAUCACAGUCACUCUUUGUAUACUCGCGGUGCUUGAGGUUAAAUGGGCGGGAAUUGAGUUGGAGGAGUGGUGGAGAAAUGAGCAGUUUUGGUUGAUCGGAGGGACAAGUGCCCACCUGGCCGCCGUUCUUCAGGGCCUCUUGAAAGUCGUCGCCGGAAUUGAGAUUUCAUUCACAUUGACUUCAAAGUCCGGAGGAGAUGACGAGGAUGACGAGUUUAGCGAUCUAUACAUCGUCAAGUGGUCGUCACUCAUGAUCCCACCCAUCACCAUCAUGAUGGUCAACUUAAUAGCGAUAGCGGUUGGGUUUAGCCGGACAAUAUACAGUGUGAUACCACAAUGGAGCCGACUGAUAGGAGGCGUUUUCUUCAGCUUUUGGGUUUUGGCGCAUCUCUAUCCUUUCGCCAAAGGGCUUAUGGGCCGUAGAGGCCGAACGCCAACCAUUGUGUUCGUCUGGUCUGGUCUUGUUUCUAUCAUUAUAUCCCUUCUUUGGGUUGCAAUCAAUCCGCCCGACAACACAAACCAAAUCGGUGGCUCCUUCCAAUUUCCAUGAUCCUUCUUCAUCCGAGUUUUCACACAACCACCCAAUUUAAAACUGAACUGAAAUGAGCCAUACAGUGUGUAGUUAGCAAGUUUAGUUGACCAACAAGACAGGCAUGCAGGCUACAUUUGGACAGCAAUUUAUGAUUUGUUCAUUACUAAUUUUUAAUGCCCAUUGUGGCUAAGACAUAUAAGAUGGAAAUGAUAUUCUUAUUGCAGAUAGCGAGUUAUAUAUUGAUUGAAGCUGAGUUCUUUUUAGCUUAGCCUCUUUGUUCUUUAUUACUUGUGACAUUAUUAAUGAAAGUUUGAAUGAAGGUAGAUGGAGGCAGACGAUGAAAUGUCAAUAUGAGAAGUGUUUUGUUUU
Molecule: messenger RNA, 4282 nt
Organism: Cuscuta epithymum
Lineage: Eukaryota; Viridiplantae; Streptophyta; Magnoliopsida; Solanales; Convolvulaceae
Source: the annotation of a GenBank genome assembly